Messenger RNA from Carya illinoinensis, 1859 nucleotides. Its product is annotated as transmembrane protein 120 homolog. Bases 415 to 1503 code for a protein of 362 amino acids. Gene Ontology annotation, cellular component: membrane. NCBI's taxonomy places the organism in Eukaryota, Viridiplantae, Streptophyta, Magnoliopsida, Fagales, Juglandaceae. The record is from RefSeq and is a predicted model, not a curated record. The transcript is spliced from 10 exons.
GUAACUAAAGGUCAUGCCUUUUUCCAUUUGCAUUUGAAUGAGAGUGCUGUAAUUAGAUCCGAACGAGUUGGUUGUUGCUAAUGUUUAAUUGCCCAUUACCUCAAGAAGAGAUCGAUGUUCAAACCUAAUUUUCGAUUUUAUUUAGGUAUGAUAGUGAGAGUUAGGCAGAGGGAGGUAGCCUGUAAACGAACCGUAGGUGCAAAGCAGAAUUACAUAAAUAGGAAUUAACUCCAUCAAGGCUAAGGGGGUGGUGUUUGGUAAUGAAUUCUGAUUCUCCUCUGCAUUCCUAUGGUUUGAGGUUGUUGAGGUGAUGUUACCGAGAAGAAAACGAAAGCACGACUCGAGAAAGGAAGUGCUUGGGUGAUAAGAAAACGAAGAGAAAAUAAUUGGGUCGGGGUGGGAAAAGAGAAAGGGAUGGCGGAUUCGAAGGCUGCGUUGGAGGAGUCUGCGAAGAAUGUGGAGGAAGAAGUAAGGAGAGUGGUGGAGCAGGCGAAGGAGCUGCAGGAUUCGGUUGCAUCUUCCAUCUCCAAGGCCUCCUCCGAUGAGCUGUCUCUCCGUCACCGCGCACUUUCCCUCGACUCCUCCAUCCGCCGCCUCCAGUCUUUGCUCCGUUCUCUGCUCUCCUAUCACCUUCUCGAUCCUAAAUUAGUUAACAAGCUCCAAGAAGAAUUAGAGAGAGCAAGAUGUAUUAUGGUUGACGGAGAUGCCGCUACAUAUCUUCGUGGCAAAAAUCAGGGCGGGUUUCUGAGGAUGUUUCUGGGUCCAAUUAAUGUGCGUGCCUCGCGGAAAGACGUCCAGCUGAAGGUUAAAGAGGAGUACAACAGCUACAGAGAUAGAACCGCCCUCCUUUUUCUUCUUUUUCCAUCGAUACUGCUUAUCCUAAGAUCUUGGAUUUGGGAUGGAUGCUUGCCAGCAUUUCCUGUUCAGCUGUAUCAGGCUUGGCUUUUGUUCCUCUACACUGGUUUGGCAUUGCGAGAAAACAUUUUGAGAGAGAAUGGAAGUGAUAUUCACCCAUGGUGGAUAUACCAUCACUACUGUGCUAUGAUAAUGGCCCUUGUUAGUCUUACAUGGGAGGUUAAAGGACAGCCAAAUUGUGCACAAAAGCAGAGAGGGGUUCAACUUUUCUUACAAUGGGCUAUGAUGCAAGGAGUUGCGAUGCUUUUACAAAAUAGAUAUCAGCGCCAGAGACUCUAUACCCGGAUUGCAUUGGGAAAGGCUAAGAGGAUGGAUGUUGUCUGGGGAGAAACGGCCGGUGUGGAUGGCCAACUGUGGCUGUUGUGUCCCAUACUUUUUAUUUUACAGGGUUUUGAGGCGUACGUGGGACUGCUGUUGCUCCAGACUGCAUAUCUCGGGGUCGUUUCUGAGUGGCAGGUAUUUUUUUGUGGGAUCCUUUUCGUCAUAAUGGCUAUUGUGAACUUUGCAAAUACAGUACAGACACUCCUAGCCAAGUCGAGGUUUAAGGCAAAGAUGAAAAGAAGUAAGAGCAAGCAGGAUCUGCAAUAGCUUAUCCCUAACUAUCAGAUAUGGUCUUCCUAAAGCCUUUUACUAAAUUCCACUUUUGGGAUUUUUUUCUCUCGGUCUCAACAUGUUUUCUUGAAGCCAAGGCAGCAGAAGUUUCUUCAUAAAUUUUCAUUUUUGACUUCCCCCACUCACCUUUCCAAAGGGGGUCUGAGAAUGAAUGUAUUUAACUUUGACACAAGCGUUAACUGUAAUGCAAGUCCUAAUAAUUUUGUGUAGUACUUAGCCCAUAUUAUCUGCUCGACUGCACCUGUGUAAUUAUAUUUUCUUCUCUUUUGCAUAAACAUGGAGUCAAGGUAAAGAGCCUUCAUGUGAAAUGAGAUUGUACUUCGUUCCUCCCA